Messenger RNA from Neoarthrinium moseri, 1827 nucleotides. RefSeq lists its product as uncharacterized. The coding region runs from base 1 to 1827 and encodes 608 amino acids. The transcript has a single exon. NCBI's taxonomy places the organism in Eukaryota, Fungi, Ascomycota, Sordariomycetes, Amphisphaeriales, Apiosporaceae. The record is from RefSeq and is a predicted model, not a curated record.
AUGCGCUUUUCAGCAUCCGGCGUCGUCGCCGCCAUCUUCUUGCUCUCCUCGGAGGCAACCGCAGUCAACUUGAGACACAUCCACGCCAGACAGGUGAAUGGCCGGGCGGUCCAGUACAGCAACAGCAGCAGCAGCACUGUCGUUGCCCCCUCUGUAUCCUCCUCAGCCCUCCCCGAGGCCAGCAGCACCGAGGACGACUGUCCGCCCGAAGAGACCGAUACUCCCGUUGUUGUCAGCCCUUCGAAUGGAACCGACUACCCGGUUCAGCCCCCUGUCGGUGGCUCUUCCAUUGCUGUGAGCGCCAGUUCUACCGACGCAGUGUCAGCUUCGUCCGCCAUCUCAGGUGCCAGUUCCACCGCAGUCGCUGAGAACCCUGCCGCUGGAACCAGCUACCCUGUCCUCCAGCCUUCUACCAACGGCACUACUCCUCCUCAGUCUUCCGCUGCUCAGUCCGCGAGCUCCAACUCCCCGGCAUCAGCUUCUGGUCUCAGCUCUUCCGAGUCGAUUGCUUCUAUUGCGUCCAGCUCCUCGUUCUCUGCCGUUGCCACCUCUUCGUUCCCGGUUGCGCCUCCGUUGGUCACCGGCACCGGUGGUGCGAGCGCCAGCUCCAACUCUCCGGCCACUGCUUCGGCCCCUUUCGCUAACCACACCACUAUCGCCCCUCCGUUCGCUAACUCGACCGCUACUGCCGGUGCUGGAGGCGUCACCACCUUGACCAUCGGUGUUACCUCGAUCCAGACCAUCAUCUCCUGUGCCCCUACUGUCACCAACUGCCCUGCUGCCAGCAACACUGCUGAGCUGUCCAGCGCUCUGGCAACUCUUCCUUCCGGAGCUAUCACGACUGUCCUGGCCACUAGCAUCAUCGAUGUUACCACCACUGUCUGCCCAGUCUCUGAGGCUAGCUCCAUUCACUCGUCCGUCAUUGAAAGCAUUGUCAGCAGCUCUGCUAUCCUCACCCACACCAACGCCGGCGGAUCUGUCGUCACUUUGACUGUCACCGCAAGCUCCGGCGCUGCUACCGCCUUCCCAUUCCCUACUGAGACUGGAGUCGGUGGCGGCACUGGUUCAUUCCCUACUGGUUCCGGCGGCGAGGAUGGCAAGUCUACCAGCUCUAACGACGCAGUCACUGCUUCUGCCACGCACUCUGGUGGUGUUCCGGUUGCGACUGUUGUCACAGUCACUAUGGGCAGCCAGGUUCUCACCAGCUCCAUGACUAUUAUCCCUACCGCCAGUGUCACCCACGUUGCAACUCCCAUCGUCUCGGUUGUGACUUUGACUGUCGGUGGUGGCUCAACUUCGAGCGUCUUGACCAACACUGUUACUUUCUCUGCUCCUCCUGCUGCUGGUUCCGGAUCUCCUGGGGGCCCUCAGACUGUUGUGUUGACUGUUCCCGCCGGUAACAACGGCCAGUACUCCACCGUCACAAUGACCGCCUCCAACUCGCCCGUCACUCAGAGUGCUCCGGUGCUUGCCCCCGCCGAGCCUUCCACCAUCUAUGUCACUGCUUCUGCCCCUGCCGCCGAGGCAUCGACUGUAUACGUUACAGCUCCUGGCGCCGUUGAGGCCUCCACUGUCUACAUCACUGCCUCGGCUUCUGCCGUUGACGUUCCCACUGUUACUGUUGGCGCUGGGUCCACAAUCACUGUCACGGCAGGAGGUAACGGCGGAUCCGCUGAGACCAUCACUGUGACGGCCAGCGGUCACGUUGCAACAACUCAGACCGUCACAGUUACUGCGGGAGGCAGCGGUGUCGUUUGCCCUGCGGCUCAGACUGUCACUGUGUCCAACUGCCCGGCCGCUGUCACCUACAAGCGUCGCUGGAACUAG